Eucalyptus grandis is the source of this 1857-nucleotide messenger RNA. Its product is annotated as disease resistance protein RPV1-like. Gene Ontology annotation, molecular function: protein binding. Bases 1 to 1857 code for a protein of 618 amino acids. Lineage: Eukaryota; Viridiplantae; Streptophyta; Magnoliopsida; Myrtales; Myrtaceae. The record is from RefSeq and is a predicted model, not a curated record. The transcript has a single exon.
AUGGCAACCGGGCUUAAAGUUCUCAACCUUAGGGGUUGUAAAUCUUUGAGAAGAACUCCUGAAUUGUCUCCUUACAAAAGCUUGGAGAUUUUGACUCUUGAAGAUUGUUGGGCUUUGGAAGAGAUUCAUCCUUCUAUCGGGGACAUCAAGACCCUUGUCUCAUUGAAUGUUAGGAGAUGUUUGAGACUAAAGGAGCUACCGAUAGGAGUAGGUAGAAUGGAAGAAUUGAGGGAGCUUAUUUUAAAUCAUACCGUUAUACAAGAGAUUCCUAUUUUGAGAGGUGGUUUGAUGAAGUUGGAGACUCUUUGUGCCUCGUUUUGUGAAGAACUUGCUCAACUUCCAAAAUUUAUGGGCUUCCUUGUGUCCUUAAUAGAAUUAGACUUAUCUUAUUCAGGGAUUGACAAAUUACCAGAAUCCAUUAGUUCUAUGGAGUUUGAGACUCUUGAUGCCUCCAAUUAUGCAUGGUUAGCCCGCAUUCCCGACUCCAUAGGUCAUCUAACAUCUAUGUCUCUCCUUGACCUAAGGAAAUGUGAUCAACUUACUCAACUUCCAGACUCCAUAGGCUCCCUCUUGUCUCUGCAACGCUUGUUAUUACGGGGAUGCCACUUGUUGAGAAAGAUUCCUAAUUCGAUCGGAAAUCUGACAUCAUUGACUGAACUGCAUUUACAAAGGACAACAGUUGCAGAAUUACCUGAGAGCAUUGGGAAUUUGCUGAAUUUGAGGAUCUUGGACAUUCGAGAGACUCACAUAACAAAAUUGCCUGGUGCUAUUGGAAUGUUGGUGAAACUCCAAGAGUUGAGUGCUUCUGGAUGCAAAACUCUUGAAGGACUACCGAGUAGCAUAGGUGAACUGGUUUUGCUAAAUAAUCUUGAUUUAGGCAAGUCAGGCAUUUUGGGUUUGCCAGAAAGCAUUUCUAAGCUCUUCUCUCUCCGAAACCUCAGCGUUCAAUAUUGUGAAAAGCUUCUAGAACUACCAGAAUUGCCCUCUGGCUUAACAUCUCUAGAUAUCACUUGCCAGAGUUCGUCACUUCCACAUCUUUCCCAACUUAACCUUCUCAAGAAACUCAUUCUUUUUGAUUGCCGUUGGCUCGAAUGUCUCCCAGAGCUUCCUGUUGGACUAGCCAUGCUUUCUAUCACACGUUGUGGAAAAUUGAAAGCGUUGACAAAUUUGUCAAACUUGAAGCAGUUAUUUGAAUUGAUUCUCGACGAGUGCUUUGAGCUAACAGAAGUCACGGGCUUAGAAGGUUUACAACCUUUAUCCAACUUACAUGUACGACAAUGCCCUAAGAUAUCUAGGCUUGAUGGGUUCGAAUCGUUUGAGUCCUUGAGUGGCUUACAGAUGGAUGAGGUGUUCCCAGAUUCUUCGAAGUUAACGAGCUUGAAGGCAUCUCAGUUUGAAGGAUCCGUGGAUCUUUCAAGUUCAGAGAUUCUGCUGGAAACAAAAGUUGCAAGUUCCGUGGAUCAAGUUGAAAUUCAGGGCCUCGAUGGAUCAGUAUCUCCACAAAUGUUGGAUUUCUCUGAGUGCACGUCCGCUGGACAAUCCCUAGACCUUUCGAGUUUGAAAUAUCUGAGGAUACUAGUUGUUACAAAUUGCAAGAAUCUAACUGAAAUUCGAGGCCUUGAUGAAUUAGAAUCCUUGCAAGUUUUGGAUAUAUCUGGGUGCACAUCUCUUAGACAAUCAAUGGACCUGUCGAAUUUAAAGAAUCUGGAGAGUUUCUCAGCUGAAAACUGCAAAAAUAUAGUUGAAAUUCGAGGCUUUGAUGGAUUGAGAUCCUUGAUAGAUUUGAAUGUUUUUGGGUGCACGUCCCUUAGACAAUCACCGGACCUGUCAAUUUUUGUAGGAAUUAAAAAGUUUUGA